This is a messenger RNA of Orycteropus afer afer, 948 nucleotides long. The record is from RefSeq and is a predicted model, not a curated record. NCBI's taxonomy places the organism in Eukaryota, Metazoa, Chordata, Mammalia, Tubulidentata, Orycteropodidae.
AUGGCUCCUGAAAAUCUCACCCAGGUGACUGAAUUCAUUCUCACGGGGAUCUCAGACUGUCCGGAGCUCCAGGUUCCCCUUUUCUUUGUCUUCCUGGUGAUCUAUGUGGUGACCGUGACAGGGAACCUGACCAUCAUCACCCUGACCAGUGUGGACUCACGACUUCAAACCCCCAUGUAUUUUUUCCUCCGACACCUGGCUAUCAUCAAUCUUGGUAAUUCUACUGUUGUCACCCCUAAAAUGCUGGUCAACUUCCUCAUUAGGAAGAAAAUCAUCUGCUACUACUGUUGUGCAGCUCAACUUGGUGGAUUCUUAGUUUUCAUCGUAGCUGAGAUUUCUAUGCUGGCCGCAAUGGCCUAUGACCGCUAUGUGGCCAUUUGUAACCCCCUACUCUACAUGGCGGUGGUGUCUCGACAGAUCUGUCUUCUGCUAGUAUCCUUUGUAUACAUCUAUGGGUUUUCUACAGCCAUUGUGGUUUCAUCUUGUGCCUUCUCUAUGUCUUAUUGUUCCCCCAAUGUUAUCAAUCACUUUUACUGUGACGUUAUUCCCUUGUUAGCCUUGUCCUGCUCUGAUACUUACUUCCCAGAAACAAUAGUCUUUAUUUCUGCUGCUACAAAUUUGGUUCUCUCCAUGGUUGUAGUUCUAGUAUCUUAUUUCAACAUCAUCUUGUCCAUUCUCAGGAUACGUUCAUCAGAAGGAAGGAAAAAAGCUUUUACCACCUGUGCUUCCCACAUGAUGGCAGUCACAGUGUUCUAUGGUACACUUCUAUUCAUGUAUUUGCAGCCUAAAACUGACCAUUCCUUAGAUACUGAUAAAAUGGCUUCAGUGUUUUAUACACUAGUGAUCCCUAUGCUGAAUCCUAUGAUCUACAGCUUGAGGAAUAAGGACGUGAAAGCUGCCUUAAAGACAUUCCUGUCAAACCCAUGCUAUUCUUUUAAAUCUGUAUAA